Emericellopsis cladophorae is the source of this 519-nucleotide messenger RNA. Its product is annotated as Protein transport protein-like protein. Lineage: Eukaryota; Fungi; Ascomycota; Sordariomycetes; Hypocreales; Bionectriaceae. The record is from RefSeq and is a predicted model, not a curated record. The coding region runs from base 1 to 519 and encodes 172 amino acids. Gene Ontology annotation, biological process: endoplasmic reticulum to Golgi vesicle-mediated transport. The transcript has 3 exons.
AUGUCGCAAAGAUUCGGCACCUCGUCCCUCCACCAGCGUGAUCCGCGGUCACAACUCUUUGCGGGCUACACGGGCGAUCGCCACUCAUCACCACGAGCGACACCGUCCCCAAGCAGUGGCGGGUACGGCUACCCCAGCGGCUCAUACAAUAAUGGCUCCUCGUUGGGAGUGAACGAUCCCAGCAGAGGCGGCUUCCGCUCCGCAACACCGAAUAAGAAGGGGCAGUACAGCGAUGCAGUGCUCAACGAACUGGAAAGCCAGAACGACUCGCAGGUGGCUGGUAUACUGGGCAAGGUGCGGGUGUUGAAAGAUAUGACGAGUGCCAUUGGCGAGGAGAUUCGCGACAGCUCAGCUCUGGCGGAUAAGAUGAACGACACAUUUGACUCUACACGCAUACGACUACGAGGAACGAUGAACAGAAUGCUGGUCAUGGCGCAACGGAGCGGGAUCCCAUGGAAGGUCUGGCUGGGGUUCUUCGUCAUGGUGAUUCUCAUUUUCAUGUACGUCUGGCUGUUCUAG